UUUUUACGACCCAUGUGUUGUUUCUGCUCCGGUAACAUUCUUUAUAUUAAAACGAGCGUUGCGUGAAGUAAUGGUAGUGGAUAUGUGGUAGGAUCGUUUACUUUAUCAUCCGCUAUUUGGCUGCGAGCUCCAGUUCCGACUGAUCUGCUAACUUAAGCGACGACUUCACGAUCUUAUAUUUAUAGUGGAGGCAGGAAUGAGUGGGAGAAGGAGAGGGAAGCCAAACCGUGGAGGGAGCCGUUUCAACAAACCCCGUGGAGGUGGUAGGGGAGGAGGCGGCAGCAAGAAGGGAGCCAGCAGUGGCUGGGAUGAUGGCGAAGACUUUAGCCUUGACUUCUGCUCCGGCCGAUCAAACAAAAACAAUCAUGGAGGAAUGUGGAGUGCCAAUACUGGCCGAGGAAGAGGAGGAGUAGGAAAGGGAGGCAGGGGAAGGAGCAGGGGCACUGGGAUGGGCGUGCCAAAGUCCCUCCUGAGUGAGCGUCCCAGGAUGAGGCGGACCGACGAGAGCGGUCGGCCCGGGCCUGACCUAUCGCAGAUGCCUCUGCAGAGGAUCCACAUGACCUCAGAGAAUCAGGCGCUGGUGAAGGAGCUGCUGCGAGAGCUGCAGACUCAGGACUUCGAGGACCCUGACGAAGAGUCAGGUUCUGAACCCGAGGAGGAAGCGGAAGAAGAGUAUGAUGAACUAGACUACCGUGAGGACGGACAGUACUGGGAGACUCAUGAUGAGCUGAUGGAGAGAGCGGAAAGUCCUUCGGAUCCUUCAUUGGAAGCAGAAACUGAGGAGGGGAGUCGUGUCUCUGAGCCGACAGUCUCUCUUUUUGCUGUUGGGAAACUGUGCAGGUAUGGUUUCGAUAGAGAGCGUGGCAAGCGAGCACUGGAAGCCGGGACUGGCGAGGUGGGGGCCACCCUGGAGCAGCUGCUCCUGCAGGUUUUCUCAGAGCGAUAUGGGCCCAGUGCUUCCAUCCCCGAGGGCCUACAGAGCAUCCCCAUGGAUGAGUGCGUUGCCCAGAGGCAGGAGGAGGCAUUGGCACUUGCGGCCAUCUUCGGGGAGCGCUUCACAGAACGCAUCGUCAACAGUGUGUGGACCGUCUCCCUGGACCCGCACCUCUUCUCCAAGCCUUUGGAGGGCGUCCAGGACAGCACCGCGCAGAAGUUAGCCUCAGUCAACUUGAAGGAUGUCUGCAGGUUCUACCUGAAGGGAGCAGGGUGCAGGUUCGGCGAAAAGUGCAAAUUCAAGCACCAGGUUCCCUCGGACCUGAAACAGCCCGCGGACCCAGCGGGGCCGAGUCGUCCGGGUUUCAGCAGCUGCUCUCCCCCUGAAUACGAGCUGGAGGUUCGCUUUCCCAAAGACAACCGCUACCCCUUUCAGGCGGCCCUGGUGGCCUUCAGCACCAAUGACGAGAAGAUUAGCUCGGCCGGCCGGCUUCAGGUCACAGAGUACCUCUAUGGCGAGGCUCUGGCUUCUGCCCAGUCUGGCGAGCCGGCAGUCUACACGCUUAUCACCUGCUUUGAGGACGAGGCCAGGAUCAUGGAGCUGCUGGCGGCCUCCCAUCACAAAUACAGCUCUCCCCUCCCUGUGGUGAUGCCACCUAGCGCCCCCCUGAGGCCCAAGGCCGCAAGGGGCACCACAAGCAAAAUGGAAGCUGGCAGCACUAACAGCAUAUGCAGCAAGCAUCUGGAAGAGACGGAGAUCUUAGAUCAGAGGUUCAGAGACGGAGGUCUUGGACAGUUACCAGAAGAGCAAGAGGAGCAGGAGCAGGAGGACGAGGUGCAGGAGGUGCCCAUGGAGAAGGAGAGCUACGUCAAGCUGAGGAAGAAGCUGACGGAGAAAUACGCAGCCAGAAAGGAGGCCCUCCAGCAGGAUAAUGCCAAGCUGUGCCGGCAGUUUCGGACCAAACAGUCCUCCAGGCGCUAUCUCUCAAUGCUCCAGGAGAGGCAGAACCUCCCAGCUUGGCAGGAGAAGGAGCGGGUUCUGUGUCGGCUGAAGAAAUGUCAGGUGUUGGUCGUGAGCGGAAUGACUGGGUGUGGCAAGACCACCCAGAUCCCGCAGUUCAUCCUGGACGACAGCCUGAAGGGGCCCCUACACCGGGUGGCCAACAUCAUCUGCACGCAGCCGCGCCGCAUCUCCGCUAUCUCCGUGGCCGAGCGCGUGGCACAGGAGCGCGCCGAGCGCCUCGGCAACUCCGUGGGCUACCAGAUCCGCCUGGAGACCGUCCGGUCCUCGCUGACCCGGCUGCUGUACUGCACCACGGGGGUCCUGCUCCGGAGGCUGGAGGGGGAGCCCGAACUGGGAGGGGUGACCCAUGUCAUCGUGGAUGAGGUGCACGAGCGCACGGAGGAGAGUGACUUCCUGCUGCUGGUCCUGAAGGAUGUGAUGGCCCAGCGGCCGGACCUGAAGGUCAUCCUGAUGAGCGCCACGCUCAACGCUGACCUCUUCUCCCAGUACUUCUGUGGCUCUGAGACGGUCCACAUCCCAGGUCGCACAUUCCCCGUCGACCAGUUCUUCCUGGAGGAUGCCAUUGCCAUGACCAGGUAUGUCAUGGAAGACGGCAGCCCGUACGCACGGUCUGGGAAGCCAGGACCUCAAUCUGGCAGGAAGACCAGUAGCGGGAACCCAGUGGACCAGCUUGGAGACGACAUGUGGUCCUUCAUGUCCUUCCAGAAGAAGGACUUUGUCAAGGACUCCGUCCCUGACCAGCAGCUGAACCUGCAGGAACUCGCGGUCAGAUACAAAGACACCCAGAAGUCUGUGCUGAAGACCCUAGCCUCCAUGGAUCUCGACAAGAUCAACAUGGACCUGGUAGAGUGCCUGCUGGAGUGGAUAGUGGAUGGGCAACAUAACUACCCACCAGGAGCUAUCCUGGUGUUUAUGCCAGGCCUGAGUGAGAUCAAGAUGUUGUACGAGCAGUUGCAGUCCAACAGGCUGUUCAACAACCGGAAGGAUAAGCGAUGCGUCGUGUACCCGCUGCACUCCUCACUGACAAACGAGGAGCAGCAGGCUGUGUUCAGCCGUCCCCCCAAGGGCGUGACCAAGAUCAUCAUCUCCACCAACAUCGCCGAGACGUCUGUCACCAUCGAUGACGUGGUCUACGUGGUCGACUCGGGCAAGAUGAAGGAGAAGAGGUAUGACGCCAGCAAGAGCAUGGAGAGUCUGGAGGACUUGUGGGUGUCCCGCGCCAACGCGCUUCAGAGGAAGGGCAGAGCCGGCCGUGUCGCUUCAGGCGUCUGCUUCCACCUCUUCACCAGCCACUGCCUCAAGCACCAGCUGGCAGAGCAGCAGAUCCCGGAGAUCCAGCGGAUCCCACUAGAGCGGCUCUGCCUCAGGAUCAAAGUGCUGGACGUGUUCGCGGAGCGCCCCCUGGAGGAUGUCUUCUCGCGUCUGAUCGAGCCGCCGCUGCCGGGGGGCCUGGACGCGGCGAAGCAGCGGCUGCAGGACCUGGGCGCCCUGACGCCCGAGGAGAAGCUGACGCCGCUGGGCUACCACCUGGCCUGCCUGCCCGUGGACGUGCGCAUCGGCAAGCUCAUGCUCUUCGGCGCCAUCUUCCGCUGCCUAGACCCAGCGCUCACUAUCGCCGCCAGCCUGGCCUUCAAGUCCCCCUUUGUCUCUCCGUGGGACAAGAGGGAGGAAGCCAAGCAGAUGAAGCAGUCCUUCGCCGUGGCCAACAGCGACCAUCUGGCCUUGCUGCAGGCGUACAAGGGCUGGUGUGCUGCUGCAAAGAAGGGCAACCAAGCUGGAUUCCACUUCUGCAGGGAGAACUUCCUGUCUGCGAGAGUUCUGCAAGAGAUCGCCAGUCUGAAGAGGCAGUUUGCCGAGCUGCUGUCGGACAUCGGCUUCGUGAAGGAGGAGCUGAAGGCCAGAGACAUAGAGCGCUUGACCUCCCGGGGAACAGACGGCAUCCUGGAGGGCACAGGGUUUGAGGCCAACCUGAACUCUGACAACAUCAAGCUGAUAUCUGCCAUCCUCUGUGCAGCUCUUUACCCCAACGUGGUCCAGGUGAGGGCGCCGCAGGGGAAGUACAAGCUGACGAGCAAGGGGGCCAUGAAGAUGCAGCCGAAGGCAGAGGAGCUGCGCUUUGUGACCAAGACCGAUGGCUGCGUACACAUCCACCCCUCCUCCAUUAACUACGCGGUCCGGCACUACGACAGUCCCUACCUGGUGUACCACGAGAAGGUGAAAACCAGCCGCGUGUUCAUCCGUGACUGCAGCAUGGUGUCUGUGUACGCACUGGUGCUGUUCGGCGGAGGGCAGGUCAGCAUCGAGCUGCUCAGGGGGGAGUUCGUCGUGUCCCUGGACGACGGCUGGAUCCGCUUCGCCGCCGCGUCGCACCAGGUAGCUGAGCUUGUGAAGGAGCUACGCUGGGAGCUGGACCAACUGCUGGAGGACAAGAUAAGGAACCCCAGCAUGGACCUGUGCAGCUGCCCCCGGGGCUCGCGCAUUAUCAGCAUGAUUGUCAACCUGAUCUCCACCCAGUGAAUUGUGGAGAGGCAGUGACCACCGCGUGCAGAAUGUAUUCCCGUUGGGUUUACAUGUGUUUCUACUGCCGACUGUUGUCUGUUUUAUGUGGCUUUGAAAACGAGUGUCCCCUCCCGGUAUAUCGGUACUGCUCAUGAGCAAGAAAUUGUUGCACUUUUUUAUGUUUAAUUGUGUGUGAGAUGUUGCACACAUCCUGUAAUGCGUUUUGAGUCCACGUUGGCUUUUCUUAUAAAGAAAUACCAGUGCUGGUGAUGUUAAAAGUAAGUUAUGGGGUUCGGUGACUGUUUCCGGGUUUGUUAUGCAUUUGCGUUUAAAACGCAGGUUAAACUUUAAGUGUUCAUUCGCAAAAGAAAACCAUAGGAUGGAGUUAAAUUUAGGCAACCGAAUAUCAACUGUAAAGAAGGACAGUUAAAACGUGCCGAUAAAAAUGUUUUAUAAUUACACGUGAGAGAGUGUCACAACAGCCUUUCAUUGAAUGAUUAAGAAAGACCAGUGAAGUACCUGAUCGCGAAGUUGUGGAAGAAACGGACAGCAACGCAUUAAUAGCUGAAUAAUUUGUUUAAACAAAAAUCUAAUUGAAGUGCCAAAUACAAUAAAAGCAUGUGAAUUGUACAGUUCUGCUAUAAAAGGUAUUUAAACCAAAAUGA
Brienomyrus brachyistius is the source of this 5121-nucleotide messenger RNA. It is a transcript of the gene dhx57, whose product is annotated as DEAH (Asp-Glu-Ala-Asp/His) box polypeptide 57. The record is from RefSeq and is a predicted model, not a curated record. Gene Ontology annotation, cellular component: intracellular anatomical structure. Gene Ontology annotation, molecular function: ATP binding; metal ion binding; protein binding. The transcript is spliced from 24 exons. The coding region runs from base 197 to 4474 and encodes 1425 amino acids. NCBI's taxonomy places the organism in Eukaryota, Metazoa, Chordata, Actinopteri, Osteoglossiformes, Mormyridae.